Molecule: messenger RNA, 3630 nt
Organism: Grosmannia clavigera kw1407
Lineage: Eukaryota; Fungi; Ascomycota; Sordariomycetes; Ophiostomatales; Ophiostomataceae
Product: chromosome segregation protein
Exons: 3
Coding region: 1-3630 (1209 amino acids)
Biological process (GO): mitotic sister chromatid cohesion
Cellular component (GO): chromosome
Molecular function (GO): double-stranded DNA binding; ATP binding; ATP hydrolysis activity
Source: RefSeq, a predicted model, not a curated record
AUGUAUAUCAAACAGCUCAUCAUCCAGGGCUUCAAAAGCUACAAGGACCAAACGGUCAUGGAGCCUUUUUCUCCUGGCACGAACGUUAUUGUUGGCCGCAACGGCUCCGGCAAAAGCAAUUUUUUCGCAGCCAUUCGCUUCGUUCUUGGCGAUGCCUACACACAGCUGAGUCGUGAGGAGCGCCAGGCUCUUCUUCACGAGGGCUCUGGAUCUGCCGUGCUGUCUGCCUACGUGGAAAUCAUCUUCGACAACAGCGAUAACCGCUUUCAGACGAACAGCAAGGAGGUCUCGCUCCGGCGAACCAUCAGUCUACGGAAAGACGAGUACGCCGUCGACAAGAAGGUGUCAACCCGCAGCGAGGUGAUGAGCAUGCUGGAUACCGCCGGGUUCUCCCUGAAGAACUCCUACUACAUCGUUCCCCAGGGUCGCGUGACCGCCCUGACCAACAUGAAGGAGUCUGACCGGCUCAAGCUGCUGAAGGAGGUCGCUGGUACGGAGAGCUACGAAGCACGGCGUGCCGAAUCACUCAAGAUCAUGGGCGACACAGAGAACAAAAGAGCCAAAAUCGACGAGCUGCUUGAGUACAUCAAGUCUCGCAUGAGCGAACUGGAGGAGGAGAAGGAAGAGCUGCGUGGCUUUCAAGAAAAGGACCGGGAGCGACGAUGUCUGGAAUACGCCUUUCACCACCACCACCAGGUUGCUCUGACAGAAGCUCUCGAGGAGAUUGACCGCACGCGUCAGGACGGUGCCGACAACUCUGGCACAAACCAAAAGCUGUUUCUCAGCGGCGAACAAGCUAUUUCCAGGAUUGAGGGCGAGCUCCUAGAGCUACAGCGCUCGCUCGAUCUUUUAAAUAUGGACCGGCAAGAGUACGAAAACGACGCCCGCGACAUAUCUCGGAGUAAGGCCAAGGCAGAGCUGAAAGUAAAGAGUCUUGCCGACAGCCAGAAUGUCGUCGAACUCUCCAAGCAGAAGCACGAUGUCGAAUUAAAGGCGGUGCGCUCAGAAAUUGCGUCCAAAGAAGGCCAGCUGGCACAUAUUCUCCCUGGCCUCGAAAAGCGGAAGGCCGCUGAAACCGAGGUUCGGCAUACCUUGCAGACGACAGAAGCACGGCGACAGCGGCUUCUCAACAAGCAAUCUCAGGGCGACCGAUUCAGAAACAAGGCUGAUCGUGAUCGGUGGAUCGACGGACAGCUGUCUGAGCUACACAACACCCUUGGUGCCCUCCGGGCCAACCGUGUGUCGGCUGCCGAAGAGACUGAGGAAGCCAAGAGUUUCAUUGUGUCUCUAGAGACAGAUGUCGAGCACCUAUGGAAAAGCAUCGAAGGGUUUGGCUCCCGUCGUACGGCGCUCGCCGAGAGCCUGUCUAAGGCUCAGGACAAAGUGCAGAAGCUGGACGACGAAAGGCGGGCGCUCCGACGUGAAGAUGACAAGCUGAACACCGAGAUUUCGAACGCACGACAGGAGAGGGACAGAGCGAACCGCACUCUCAAUAAUUCUAUGGAUAAUGCCACAGUACGCGGCCUAGCCACGAUUGAACGUCUGAAGCGAGAGCAAGAUAUCCCGGGAGCCUACGGCAUUCUAGCCGACCUGAUGGAAGUCAGCGAGGCCUACAGAAUCCCGGCGGAGGUGGUCGCUGGAAACAGCCUCUUCCACUACGUUGUCGACAACGAGGAAACGAGUACUCUGCUUUCCAAUGCUCUGUACCAGCAGCAUGGCGGACGGCUCACGUUCAUUCCGCUGGAACAGCUACGCCCACGCGCAGCCAAUUUCCCGAAGGGUGUCAAGGAUGCUCUGCCUCUUGUAGAAAAAAUACAGUACAACGCCCGUUUCGAGAAGGCCUUCCAACAUGUUUUUGGCAGCACUGUCGUUUGCCCCAGCGUGUCCGUUGCCGCACAGUACGGCCGCAGUCACGGUGUCGAUGGCAUCACCCCCGACGGUGACACUACAAAACGCACUGGUACGAUGACGGGUGGCUACGUCGAUCCGUCGCGUUCUCGUCUCGAAGCUAUCCGAGCAGUCAAUCAGUGGCGAGGCAGGUACGAAGACCUGGUGGCGCAGGCAGAUCAGAUCAAACACCUGAUGGACAAGAAAGAGCAGGAGGUGACAAACGCAAGAGGAGAGGAGCAGAAAGUUCUUCACCAAGUGAGGCAAUUGGAGGAAGGGUUCGGACCAAGUCGAACGGAGCUGAGUGCCAAGAGGGCGCAAUUAGAGAGGGAGCGGGCGCGUCUGGACACGCUCAGCAACCGAUACGACUCGAUCAACAAGAACAUGGACGAAUAUGCCACGUCGGUCGAGUCGUUUGAGGCGGAAAAGAAGUCGGACUUCAAGAAGGCGCUCACGGCGGCAGAGGGGAUGCAACUGGAGUCGCUUAACGGCGAGGUGCAGACGCUCCAGCGGCAGCUUAACGAAGCCAGCAGCCGGCGCAGAGAGAUUGAGAGCCAAAAACAGAUCCUGGAAGUGGACUUGCGGCAGAAUCUGCGCAUGAAGGAGGACCAGCUUACCAGUCAGGUGUUUGAUACGAUGACAUCUGUAGGUGGAGACGGCAACUAUGUUGAGGCCCAGAAGGAGCUCAAGAAACUGCAGAAGCGUCUCAAGGAGAAGGAGACGAAGCUCCGUGAGACGAUGGACGACAUUGACGGGAAAACAAUACAAAUCAAUGAGCUCCGGGUAAAGAAGGGCGAGCUGGAGCAGAGGCAGCAGGAGAUAGCCGCAAACCUGGAGCGAAGCCAGAAGAGGAUGGAAAAGAACCUGCAACGACGAGCACUUCUGACACAGCAACUGGCAGAAGCGGCGAAGAACAUCCGUGACCUCGGCGUGCUUCCGGAGGAGGCGUUUGAGAAGUACGAGCGGAUGGACCCAGCUAGAAUCUCCAAGCGCCUCAAGAACGUCUUAGAAGCUCUCAAGAAGUACCGCCACGUCAACAAGAAGGCAUUUGAGCAAUACAACAGCUUCACGAACCAGCAGGAGCAGCUGCUAGGACGACGAAUGGAGCUCGACGAGUCACAGGCAUCCAUCGAAGAGCUUGUGGCUCAUCUCGAUCGUGUCAAGGACGAGUCCAUCGAACGGACGUUCAAGCAGAUUUCCAAGGAGUUUGCCAUGAUAUUCGAGCGGCUGGUUCCAGCAGGACACGGUCGGUUAGUCAUCCAGCGACGGGACGACCGGCGCGGCGGCCAGCAGGACGAGGAGGAAGACGGCGAGGGCGAAGGCGACAAUGACAACCGGCGCACUCGUCGCAGUGUCGAGAGCUACACGGGUGUUGGCAUCAGCGUGUCGUUCAACUCGAAGGACAUGGACGAGCAGCAGAAGGUGCAGCAGCUGAGCGGUGGCCAGAAGAGUCUUUGUGCGCUGUGUCUGGUGUUUGCCAUCCAGCAGACGGAUCCUAGUCCCAUGGUCGUGUUCGAUGAGGUGGAUGCGAACCUGGACGCACAAUACCGAACGGCAGUGGCUGGCCUGCUGUCGUCAAUCUCCCAGGACGCGGGGACGCAGUUUAUCUGCACGACAUUCCGGCCGGAAAUCGUGCAGGUGGCUGACAAGUGCUACGGUGUGACAUUUACGAACAAGACGAGCUCGAUCGGCUGUGUGACGACAGAAGAAGCGCUCAGCUUCGUGGAGGGCCAGAAACAGUAA